This is a messenger RNA of Leishmania mexicana MHOM/GT/2001/U1103, 1152 nucleotides long. RefSeq lists its product as hypothetical. The transcript has a single exon. The record is from RefSeq and is a predicted model, not a curated record. The coding region runs from base 1 to 1152 and encodes 383 amino acids. NCBI's taxonomy places the organism in Eukaryota, Euglenozoa, Kinetoplastea, Trypanosomatida, Trypanosomatidae.
AUGUGUGCAGCGCUUUCAUCUUUCCACACGUCACUUCCUCGCCGCACUUCGCUCCCCAUGACGGGCGAACCUCGUAGCCUUGGUUCCUCGCCAGUGUCUGGGAGGUGUCCGCCCGGGCACAGAACCACAGCAAGUACCAUCCGCACGCAUGCGGAUGAGCACCUUCCUCUUUGCGUGAUUCAGGCUGCCGACUCUCCGUCGUCGUCCGCAGAAGCCUCCUCACUACCUCUCAAAGCGUUCUUUGUAAACCCCGCCUGUGCCGUCAGCGCGACUGCGAUCGUGUCGGGAAACGUUGCUGCGGCGCAGGGGCGCUGGCAUGCUGACAUGCAUGAGGUGGAAGCCUAUCUCAAUGCACUGGACUUGGCCCGCGCGGACAGUGCGAAAGCGGGGCUCUACCACCGGGCUCAGCAGUGCAUGCAGCGCAUGGAGAAGGUCAUUCGCCUGCUCGCCAAGCGAAUCGCCAGAGAGGCGAACGUCAUGGCAGAGCGCGCGCGGCAGGCGUUGACGGAACAGCAGCGACUGCUGAAGCGGAGCUUCCGCAAACGCUGGAAGACGAAGAUGCUGGUGUACGAGGAGAAUGCCUCCGCGAUGUUAGCGGCUGCGGAGCAGCAUCACUACGCAGAGCGCGUGCGGGAGGAUGUGCGGGCGCAGGAGGAGCUGCGCAGCGCGCGAGCGGCUGGUUCCAUGGCGCGUUCCUGCUCCUCUAUGAUGCAGCACCUGCAAAGCGAACUCCAGCUGUAUCUGAGGCAGCAUCGCUAUUGUGAAGCGGAGCGGGUGCAGGGGCAGCUAAGCCGAUUGGAGAAGCAAGAGCAACAGGCACACCAGAGGAACAUCACCCAUCUUCAGGAGCAGCGGCUGCAAGCGAUGCGUGUGAAACAGGAUGAGCAGCUGGCCAAAAUGAAGGCAGCGCAUCAAGAAGAGAGGCAGGAGAUAACCCGCACUUGUCGCGCAGAGCUGGAUGCCAUGACUCGUCAACACGAGGCUGCCCUACAAGGGGUGGAGGAACGACGUCUAUUUCUCCACGAAAGGGUUCAGGCGGUCUUGAAGGCGUACAGCAACGCCGACGCGCUGGACCCGCGGGCAACAGGGCUAAAGCUGAUACGGAUUUCGCAGCUACUGUGGACAUAUCACGAGGCGCAGCAGUCGAGUUAG